Molecule: messenger RNA, 1622 nt
Organism: Chrysoperla carnea
Lineage: Eukaryota; Metazoa; Arthropoda; Insecta; Neuroptera; Chrysopidae
Gene: Argl
Product: argininosuccinate lyase
Exons: 8
Coding region: 151-1545 (464 amino acids)
Cellular component (GO): cytosol
Molecular function (GO): argininosuccinate lyase activity
Source: RefSeq, a predicted model, not a curated record
AACUAACUUUUGUCUUUUUUAAAGUCUAUUGUCAGUUGCUUACAGUCAUGUGAUUAUAAUUCUCAAUUCGCUGGUUUAUUGAUCCUAUAUAAAUAUAUUGAUAUUAUUGUUUUAGUGAUUUGAUAUUCUGUAACUGUAUUCAAUUUAAUAAUGAACUCGAAGCAUAAGUUAUGGGGUGGACGUUUCACUAGUGAAACUUCCUCUUUGUUAGAACACUUAAAUUGUUCAUUGAAUAUUGAUCGUCGCAUGUACGCAGAAGAUAUACUGGGAAGUCAAAAAUAUGCCAAUGCUUUAUAUAAAAUCAAUUUAUUAACAGAAGAUGAAUUGCAAUCGAUACAUGUAGGCUUAGAAACUGUACGGCAACAAUGGGAAAAUGAUACGAUUGAAUUUCAAAAUGGUGACGAAGAUGUUCAUACAGUUAACGAACGUCUAUUGAAAGAGCAUAUUGGUAAACCGGCAAUGAAAUUGCAUGUUGGACGAAGUCGCAAUGACCAAGUUGUCACUGAUAUGAAACUCUGGUUACGAAGUGCAAUGCAAAAAUUAGAAAGUUUAAUGUUGGACUUAAUACAGGUAUUUACAGAGCGAGCUGCUUCUGAGUUAGAUGUUUUAAUGCCUGGUUACACACAUUUACAAAGAGCUCAACCUAUUCGCUGGAGUCAUUGGCUCUUAAGCCAUGCUUGGAAUUUUAAAGCGGAUUUAGAUCGUCUCAAGUCAUUGAAACCACGAUGUAAUAUUUUACCACUGGGAAGUGGUGCAUUAGCUGGUAAUCCAUUUAAUAUUGAUCGAAUACAUUUAGCAAAAGAAUUAGGUUUCGAUAUUGUCUCACAAAAUAGUAUGCAAGCAGUUAGUGAUCGAGACUUCGUUUUGGAAUUUUUAUUCUGGUGUUCAUUGACUGGCUUACAUUUAAGUAGAUUAGCAGAAGAUUUGAUCAUUUACAGUACUAAAGAAUUUUCAUUUGUUUCAAUUGAUGAUUCAUUUUCGACUGGGAGCAGUUUAAUGCCACAAAAACAUAACCCAGAUAGUUUGGAACUAAUUAGAGGCCUAUCUGGUACAUUAUGUGGAGAGCUUACUGGAUUUAUGAUGACUAUAAAAGGAUUACCUACCACUUAUAAUAAGGAUUUACAAAGUGAUAAAGAACAUAUGUUCAAAGCUAAUGACAGACUAACCAGUAUGUUAAAUGUGGCAAUCGGAGCAUUGAGAACAUUACAGUUGAAACCGAAAAACUGUAAAGCUGCGCUGAGUUAUGAUAUGUUGGCUACCGACGUAGCGUACUAUUUAGUACGAAAAGGCGUAGCAUUCCGUGAAGCUCACCAUUUAGCUGGUCAAGUCGUAUCAUUAUCCGAAGAGAAACAUAUCUCUAUGCCGGAACUUACCAUCAAUGAUUACAAGACAAUAAGUGAUAUUUUUGAGUCUGACAUAUUUAAUAUUUGGAAUUAUGAAAACAGUGUUGAACAGUAUAAAGUAAUUGGAGGAACUAGUAAACAAAGUGUAAUUCGACAAAUUAAAUUUUUAGAGCAAUAUUGUAACAAUAUCAAUAAUUCUUGAAAACAGUACUGUCGUCCAUUUCUUAUUUGGAGUAAAAAUUUAUACUUCUUAAAUGAAUAAAUUACGUAUUUUUUUUA